Bursaphelenchus xylophilus (pine wood nematode) is the source of this 1198-nucleotide messenger RNA. Lineage: Eukaryota; Metazoa; Nematoda; Chromadorea; Rhabditida; Aphelenchoididae. The record is from the annotation of a GenBank genome assembly.
AUGGCCGACCUCGAAUGUAAGUUACCCAUUAGUAUACUAUGCCCUCUCUUUCAGCUGUGGUCCAAGGCUUCCUCUUGGUCUUCAAACUGUUAUGGAGAAUUCUCUAUGGCAUUUACUGUGCGAUUGUUCCCCACAGUUGGCAGCAUCAAAAGGACGUAGAAGAUCAGGUUGUUCUGAUCACAGGUUCUGGAUCUGGACUGGGCCGAGAAAUGGCUGUUCUGGUAAAUCCCAAAUAUACCUUCAAUCCUAUUUUAGUUCGCGGAAAAAGGAGCCAGAUUAAUUCUAUGGGAUCUGAACGAAACUCUUAACAAUGAAACCAAACGAUUGGUGGAUUCGGUAGGCAAAUAUAAGGCGACAUGUUACACGGUUAACGUUGCUGAUCGAAAAAUCGUUUACGAAAAGGCCGAUGAGGUGAAGGAGGCAUUCGGAGGAGUUGAUAUUCUUAUCAACAAUGCUGGAAUUGUCACUGGAAAGAAGUUCCUGGACUGUCCAGAUGAAUUAGUCGAUCGUACAAUGGCGGUGAACACUCAUGCCCUAUUCCACGUAAGUGAAACCACUAUAAGUUAUCCAGUAUAAGGUGUGACACUAGACUAGAAUAGACAUUCGUCAUCAAAGUUCAUCCCAGGCUUACUUUAGACCGCAAAAGCUUUUUUUAGACAGCUAAAGCCUUCGUUCCUGGUAUGAUCAAACGCAAUCGCGGCCACGUUGCAGUAGUCGCCUCAAUGGCCGGAAAGGUUGGAGUGGCCGGGAUGGUCGAUUAUUGUGCCAGUAAAUUUGGCGCUGUUGGAUUUGCCGAGGCCCUCAGAGCAGAACUGAGAGCCCGAUCUAAUGAUCUCCAUGUGACGUUAAUCUGUCCCUAUUACAUUAAUACUGGAAUGUUUGAUGGGGUCCAAACGUCAUCACCUUUGUUGCUGCCUAUUAUGGAACCCUCCUAUGUGGCUAAAAAGAUCGUCGGAGCCAUCUUGACGAACCAAGUGGUCCUUCAAAUGCCCCGAUUCUGUUAUAUUAGUACAAUCAUCAAAGAGUAAGUAUGACUUUUAGUUAAUUCAUAUUAUCCUCGCCUAAAAUCUAACACUUAUACUUCAGAGUUCUCCCAAUCAGCGCUGCAGAAGCUAUAGCCGACUUUGUUGGAGUAAACAGGGAGAUGGAAAACUUUAAAGGACGACAAACCCCUCCCGAACAUACCAAAGUCAACUAG